AUGAUCAAACCGGCACUGGAGCUCGCGAAGGAUUUUCAAGCACUGUACUUUAUAGCAGAUUACCACGCGCUCACUACCGUAAGAGAUAAGAAGCAACUGACGCAUUUAACCCAUCAAGCCACUGCGACGUGGUUAGCGUUGGGAUUAAACCCUGAUGAUGUGAUUUUCUACCGUCAGUCAGACAUUCCAGAGGUAUUCGAGUUGGCGUGGGUAUUGUCGUGCUUCACAACAAAGGGAUUGCUCAACCGCGCACACGCCUAUAAACCGAGGGGUCGUGAAGAGGAUAAGAACAUUAACGCAGGGCUCUUCACCUAUCCUGUUUUGAUGGCAGCAGACAUUCUCCUUUUCGGAACACAUAUUGUGCCGGUCGGUUUUGACCAACAGCAACACCUCGAAAUUACGCGCGAUGUUGCUUUGACUUUCAACGGCAAUUACGGCGAUGUCUUGGUAAUCCCGCAAGCCGUAAUUCGGGAAGAUGUGAUGACUAUUCCCGGAAUCGACGGCAGAAAAAUGAGCAAAAGUUAUAACAACGUCAUCCCAAUCUUCGCACCUGCUAACGAAGUACGCAAACCUGUCAUGCGCAUUGUAACCGAUUCCAAGCGUCCAGAAGAGCCGAAAGACCCGGAUGAAUGUAACAUCUUCGCGAUCUAUCGUCAUCUUGCGGAUGCGGAUGCCGUUGAAGCCAAGCGGAAACUCUAUCUUGAAGGUGGGCUCGCGUAUGGCGAAAUGAAAAAGGAAUUAUUUGCGUUGCUGGAAACUACCUUUUCCGAGCAACGCGAUCGGUAUAAUGCGUUAAUGGACAACCCCGAUGAAUUGGAUAAAAUACUCGAAAAAGGGGCGGAAAAAGCACGCGAUAUCGCCGGACCAAUUCUGGCGAGGGUUCGCAAAGCAGUUGGCGUGAGCAUAGAAAUUCGAUAA
Geodia barretti is the source of this 918-nucleotide messenger RNA. The record is from the annotation of a GenBank genome assembly. NCBI's taxonomy places the organism in Eukaryota, Metazoa, Porifera, Demospongiae, Tetractinellida, Geodiidae.